Molecule: messenger RNA, 1864 nt
Organism: Neltuma alba
Lineage: Eukaryota; Viridiplantae; Streptophyta; Magnoliopsida; Fabales; Fabaceae
Product: BRCA1-associated protein
Exons: 12
Coding region: 60-1433 (457 amino acids)
Biological process (GO): Ras protein signal transduction; protein ubiquitination
Cellular component (GO): cytoplasm
Molecular function (GO): ubiquitin protein ligase activity; zinc ion binding
Source: RefSeq, a predicted model, not a curated record
CUAGUUCGAGUGGAGACAUAGGUGGGCCCUCGUCGGACGAAAUUAUCUGGCCACCAGCAAUGGCGGUUUCUGGCGAGCGAAGUGAAUCUUCAUCCUCGUCCUUCUCCUUGUCCAAUUUAACUCAGGCAUUUCCUUUCUCUUCUGGAAACCCUAGAAUCGAGGAGACUAGAGGCGUCAUGCAUCUCUAUCGCGAGGAUCCCACGUCCUCAUCGCCUUCUGAUCUUCCUGUUGGACGGAAACCACUUGUCUGUGUGCUUGGAGUGCCAAAUCACAUGACCUAUGCAGAUUUUUGCCAGUUCUGCGGUUCAUUUAUUCAGCACAUCUUAGAGAUGCGGAUUGUCAGAAAUGAUGGGAUGGAAGAUCAGUACAGUGUUUUAAUUCGUUUUGAUGACCAAGAUUCUACAGAUGGUUUCUACAAGCAUUAUAAUAGGCGUCGUUUCUCAUCUAUGGAGGUGGAAGUUUGCUGUGUUCUGUUCACAUUGGAUGUGCAGUACACUGGCCUGAUUGAACAUGCGCAGGCAUCUAAUGCUAGCUCAACUGAACAGCCUGCAUGUCCAGUGUGCUUAGAGAGAUUGGAUCAAGAUACAAGUGGAAUUCUUACAACUAUUUGCAAUCAUUCUUUCCAUUGUUCCUGUAUAUCAAAAUGGGCGGAUUCAUCUUGUCCUGUAUGCCGAUAUUGUCAGCAGCAGGCUGAAAAAUCUACAUGUUUUGUUUGUCAAACCACUGAAAACCUCAGCAUAUGCGUUAUUUGUGGGUUUGUUGGCUGUGGAAAAUACAAAGCAGGACAUGCCAAAAUACACUGGAAAGAGACACAGCAUUGCUACUUCCAAGAAGUGGAAACACAGAGAGUAUGGGAUUAUGUGAAAGACAACUAUGUUCAUAGACUAAUCCUGUCCAAAACUGAUGGGAAGUUAGUUGAGUUAAACUCUCACUGUGAGCAUGCAGGCACUGGAUGUGGAAGUUGCAGCUGUGAAGAUAAUGCUAUGAGUGAGGCUAUACUUAACAGUAAAGUCGAAGCUAUUGUCAACGAGUACAAUGAAUUGCUUGCUACACAACUUGAAAACCAAAAAUUAUACUUUGAGUCCUUACUACAAGAAGUAAAAGAAGAAACUGAAAGAGAAAUUUCUAAAGCUGUUGAGAAGGCCGUUGCUGUUAAGCUGCAGAAGUUGCAGUCCAAGCUUGACAGAUGUUAUAAGGAGAAGAAAUUUUUGGAUGAUCUAAAUGAGAAUCUGCUGAAAAAUCAGGAGAUCUGGAAAGCCAAGAUACUUGAGAUUGAAGAAAGGGAGAAAAAGGCCGUAAAACUCAAGGAUGAUAAAAUAAGGGCCCUGGAAGAGCAGUUAAGAGAUCUCAUGGUUUGUCUCGAAAAUGGGAAGACAAACGAACAGCUAUCCGGGUCAGAUGGAACAAGAGACGGAACGUCUGUUCCCACUUAAGUAGAAUCUGGCUCUGAGCUGCGCAAGGAAGGUAACAAGGGAAGAAGCCAGAAGAAUAGAUCAUCCAUUUAUAGCUGGUGUUCUUGGUUGUAGAUAUGGUAUGACCCAUGUGCGGUAACUCUCAGAGCAGCAGAUUACUUUUGGAACCUUGAACUUGCAGGUGGUUUCAUAGGAAGGGAGAUUUUUCUCCCCGAUUUUUGUACUUUCAAAGCUUAGGUCUCAUAAUUCAUGUACAGAUUGUUCCACAUGAAUUCUAUUUUCAGGUGAAAGCAUGACUUGACUAUCUCAUACGGGUGGAUUUAUAUAGAUGUUAGGUAGAACUUGAAAAGAGAAAAUUAUAGCAAUAGCAAAAUAUUCUAAUGGAUUGUUCCCUACCACAGAUUUGUACGUCAGUUGGCCUUCAGAGAGCAUAGUUUUUAUUUUUUGCCGUA